AUGGCUCAGCCAACGGACAAUGUCGUGGACCAAGUCGCGCAGCUCAACGCCGCCCGCAGCCUCGUUCUCGGUGAUGCUGCCUUCUACCCGCAGAUCGUGAAUGGUAUCUUGCCCAUCGUCGGAGCUAGCACUCGGCUGGAACUUCGGAGAUGGGGCGCAAGUUUUCUGGCAGAAACCUUUGCUAGUCCGAUGCUAGCUGUAGCACAAAAGGAACAGCUGGCGCCGAAUGUCUUGCAGACAAUCCGUGAGAUCUUAGAGUUGCCGGAGACCGACAUCGCAGUCCUACAGAGCUUAGUGCAAACUUCAGCUAGCUUGUAUCCCCUCGUCUUCAGACAUGUAGUGAACCACCCACAGGACGGCAAAUCAUGGGAGGUAAUGAGUGCGAUCAAGCAGGACAUUCUUAGGAGAAUGGACUCAUUUCCGUGUCCGGUUAAGCUUUGCUGCGCCAAGUUCAUCCAGCGCGUGGUUCAAGUCCAGACGCCUGGAUUGAUUUCGGACCCGAGGCGUCCCGAGCAAAACGAGACAUCUUUGGCCGUCGUUCCCCGAAACCAUGCUGUUCUGUCAAUCCCCAAUUUGGAAGCUGAAUCAUCAGGUCUCCUUGAUCGACUACUAGGUGUUUUCCAAGAGGAGACUAGUGAUGCUCUUCUUGUAAAUGCGACUUUGAACUGCCUUCCUCCUCUCAUCCGGACGCGCCAGUCCAUCGCAAACAAGAUCGUCAACACAGUUCUGGAGUUCUAUCCCGCCAAACAUGUCCGCCCCCCAUUCACUCCGACUGUUCGAGUCAGCGUUAAGUCCAUGGAGCGGACAGCUCGGGCUCUGGUCAUCAACAUUUUGAAGAAGAAUCCGAACCACCCUCUGGCUGGUCGAAUGCAGAUGUAUAUUGAGCGUCUCAUGCAAUCACGCCUUGAGGUCACUGAUGACGCAUCGCGCAAACGUGGAUUGCCAAACGAACCUACCGACGGGCUUGACAACGCUAAGCGGGCACGUCUUAAUGCUUUGACUCCACCCAUACUUAAGAUUCCCCCGAUGGCACCGGGGCCCGCAAGCUUCGAUCGACUAUUCACUUUGACUGAGGACACCGGACUGUCUUCCUUCGACGUGAAACAACUUCCAAUUGAUCUAGUCCUUAAGAUUGUUGUACCUCUAUUGUCGCAGGUACAUGACUCGACACUCACACAGGCUGUCGAUGCUGUUCGCACUCGGUAUCAGACAAUCACCAAAGACCAAAAUUUGCAACGGCAGCAGCAACUGAAAGCAGCAGUCCCAGACGACGAUGACGACUAUGAGCCUGAAUACCAGCCUAUGGAUGUAGCGUCUGUCGUUUCAGAAGAAGCCAGUGCAGUUGCCGCAGAGGUAGCAGAUCUCCAACCAGAACUGGUCUCUCUGGGUCCGUUCGUCCUGCCACAGCCUCCUCCAUUGAGUGAAGAAGAAGCUGGAGAAAUCGGACGGAGUGCCGUUGCACGCGUGUUCGGUAUGCUCAACGCAGCUGAAUCGUCCCCACCACCUGCCAAGGCUCAGAGCCAACAGAAGCUCGGAUUUGCCCGGUUAGCAGGCAGCACAUUCGAUCGAGAUGCGUGGUCUGUUCUUCUUGCUCGGCUAGCUACAAGGGCUCCAGCCGGUUUAGAACCUGGCCAGCAAGGCAAAGGAGAUUCUGUCGCACGUAAGCAAACCACCAUUGCUGACUCGAUCCGCGAGACGCUGUAUCGAUUCAUCUUGGAAGAUUUCCGAGGACGCCUCAACAUUGCUAUUAUCUGGCUCAAUGAAGAAUGGUAUAAUGACCGAAUGCAAAUGAAAAAUGCUGCCAGUCAGCGGGACGAACCCGAUGGAGAGUCGGAGCCGACUGUGGCUCUUAAUUACGAUACUUGGGCUACCCGUCUUUUGGAUGGCUUCUUGGCUUACUUGGACUCACGAGAUAUCAAGGUUCUGGUCCGAUUCCUCAAUCCGGAACGUGUCAACCUCUGUGUUCAAUCAUUGAUGUACCUGAUCAUGUUCCGACCCCCGGCUCGAGAGAUGUGUCUGAACACAGUCGAGGAUGUUUACCAGACUUACGAGGAAUCUCGACCUGCUGCUGGAAAAGUCCUCACCAAGUGGCGCCCGCAAAGCAAAGUUCUGGGGAGUACUGCAAACGGAGCUUCAGACCCAUCGGCAGCACCUCCCCAGCCGGAAGCGCAGCCUGCCACUUCAGAACAAUAA
Messenger RNA from Penicillium paradoxum, 2193 nucleotides. RefSeq names its product RNA-processing protein PTA1. Gene Ontology annotation, cellular component: mRNA cleavage and polyadenylation specificity factor complex. The transcript has 9 exons. NCBI's taxonomy places the organism in Eukaryota, Fungi, Ascomycota, Eurotiomycetes, Eurotiales, Aspergillaceae. Bases 1 to 2193 code for a protein of 730 amino acids. The record is from RefSeq and is a predicted model, not a curated record.